Messenger RNA from Sclerotinia sclerotiorum 1980 UF-70, 489 nucleotides. RefSeq lists its product as hypothetical. The transcript is spliced from 4 exons. NCBI's taxonomy places the organism in Eukaryota, Fungi, Ascomycota, Leotiomycetes, Helotiales, Sclerotiniaceae. The record is from RefSeq and is a predicted model, not a curated record. The coding region runs from base 1 to 489 and encodes 162 amino acids.
AUGUUCUCCAAAUCUCUCCUUCUCAUCACUGCCUUCACGGCAUCAGUCCUCUCUGCUUCUCUCCCAGUGGGUGUCGUUGGAAAACGUAGUACUAGUGCUUCGAGUGCUAUUCCGGAUGUACAGUGGAAAGUGACGGAUUUUACUAGACCAUGCAUAGCAACAAUCUGCACCUACAAUUUCACUAUCAAUGUGAUUCCCACCAGUGGUGCUACUGUCAAGGUCCCCUGCCUCUACAACGACACAUCCAGCACACCCCCCAGCAGCUCCACCCCACAAACCCAUUCCUACUCCUCUCUCUCCUGUAGCAAAACCAGCAAUGACUGGCAGGUAAACUGGGGAUACAACACUGAUGGAGAUUUUGCCGUUAUGACUAUUGUGGAUACAGUUAAGCAACAGGAUGCCUUUUUCGGCUGGAACUCCGUAAUCAGCACCACGAACUUCGAAGAUAAGGGUCCUGAAACUGUUUAUGCAGUUGGCACUUUUAAUUAA